This is a messenger RNA of Caenorhabditis remanei, 492 nucleotides long. RefSeq lists its product as uncharacterized. The record is from RefSeq and is a predicted model, not a curated record. Gene Ontology annotation, molecular function: glutathione peroxidase activity. Gene Ontology annotation, biological process: response to oxidative stress. The transcript is spliced from 3 exons. The coding region runs from base 1 to 492 and encodes 163 amino acids. NCBI's taxonomy places the organism in Eukaryota, Metazoa, Nematoda, Chromadorea, Rhabditida, Rhabditidae.
AUGUCUUCUGUCUACGAAUUCACUGUCAAAAAUGCCAAUGGAGAUGACGUAACGUUGUCUGAAUACAAAGGAAAAGUGCUCAUCAUUGUCAACGUGGCAUCGCAAUGUGGCCUGACGAAUAAGAAUUAUACACAACUGAAAGAGCUUCUUGAUGUCUACAAAAAAGACGGACUUGAAGUGUUGGCAUUCCCGUGCAACCAGUUUGCUGGUCAAGAGCCAUCUUGUGAGGUGGACAUCCAGGCAUUUGUCGCCGAUAAAUUCAAAUUCGAACCCACACUUUUCCAAAAGAUUGAUGUGAAUGGAGACAAGGCGUCGCCACUUUUCAAAUUCUUGAAAAAUGAGAAAGGAGGAUUCAUGUUCGAUGCGAUCAAAUGGAAUUUCACAAAGUUUUUGGUUGGAAGAGACGGAAAAAUCAUCAAGAGAUUCGGCCCGACGACUGAUCCAAAGGAUAUGAAGAAGGAUAUUGAGGAGGCACUUGGUGUGCGGCUAUAA